Messenger RNA from Anopheles bellator, 974 nucleotides. It is a transcript of the gene Adi1, whose product is annotated as acireductone dioxygenase. The record is from RefSeq and is a predicted model, not a curated record. Lineage: Eukaryota; Metazoa; Arthropoda; Insecta; Diptera; Culicidae. The transcript has 4 exons. Gene Ontology annotation, molecular function: acireductone dioxygenase [iron(II)-requiring] activity. The coding region runs from base 269 to 820 and encodes 183 amino acids.
AGUUUAAUAUAGAAUAUAGAGAGAAAAGAAAAGACAAAAAUGACAGAAAAGCGUUUUCGUUAAUAUAAUAAUUUCUCGCUACGUUAAUAUAAUAAUAAUAAUACGUUGAUACGUUAAUACAAUACGUUAGUAUAAUAGGUUACGUCAGCUUCUGAUUGCAGAGGCCUUUACUCUUCUUCAUUGUUGUUUUUCCAUUCGUUGUACGUUAUCAGUUCGUUAUCGUUACGUUAUCAGUUCGAGCAGUUCCGAAAAUCAAGCCGAAAACAAGAUGGUUCGCGCCUGGUUUAUGGACAACGAGAAGACCGAUCAGCGUUUGGAACACCAACUGAAUCCACCAAAGUUUCUAACGCUGGAAGAUUUGUUCACCUUCACCGGCGUUGAGUAUUUCAAGAUCAACAUUCCUUCCUACAACACGGACGGAGUGUUGGACAAAAUCCGCACGGACCGAGGUUACUCGUACGAGGACGAAAUUACCUGCUCGGAAGCCUGCUUGCCGGAUUACGAGAGCAAACUGAAGACAUUUUUCACCGAACAUCUGCACACCGACGAAGAGAUACGGCUCGUGAUUGACGGUUCCGGAUAUUUCGAUGUGCGCAACGGAAAAGACGAUUCCUGGAUCCGCAUCGAAGUUGUAGCUGGAGAUCUGAUCAUCAUUCCCAGUGGAAUCUAUCAUCGCUUUACGUUGGACACCAAGAACUACAUUAAAGCCAAACGUUACUUCGUUGGGGAACCUGUUUGGCUGCCGUACAAUCGACCGGUUGAUGAUAUGGACUGCCGGAAGGAAUAUUUAAAACGACUGGAAACGGGGUUCGCUGCUUGAAGACAUUCCUGCAAGAUUAUUACUGUGUUGACAUAUAAUUUUCAAUUUUUGUUCUUUGUUGCUUGACCAUUUAACAAAAAUGUAAUCCUUGAUCAUUUGUUACAAAAGAAGUAUAUAUGGGAAUAAUAAAAACCAUUUUUCUUCUUAUUUUGAA